This is a messenger RNA of Closterium sp. Naga37s-1, 576 nucleotides long. The record is from the annotation of a GenBank genome assembly. Lineage: Eukaryota; Viridiplantae; Streptophyta; Zygnematophyceae; Desmidiales; Closteriaceae.
AUGGCGCGCGUUGUCGUGGACGCGUACAGGCUCGGGGAGAAAGACGUGCGAUGGUACGUGAUGGGCGACGACGACACCUUCUUCAGCCCGCACGCGCUAGCGGCCUUUCUACAGCAGUACGACCACCGCGCGCUGCUCUACCUCGGGUCCGCCUCCGAGACGCACAUGCAGAACGUCGAGUUCACGCGCUCCAUGGGGUUUGGCGGCACGGGCUUCGCCGUGUCCGCGGCGCUGGCGAAAGCGCUGAGCGCGGGGGACGGCAUGGACCCGUGCCUGGAGAGGCACACGAAGCUGCGGGGGAGCGACGAGCGCAUGGCUGCUUGCAUCAGCGAGCUAGGGGUGUCUCUCACUGUGGCCCCCGGCUUUCACCAGUGCGACCUGCACCACAGUCUAUUCGGGCUGCUCAUGUCGCACCCGGCUCAGCCUCUCCUCUCCCUCCACCAUUUUGACAUAAUGGACCCGAUUCUAAAACCCGUUGGGAUUGAGAACCGCGCGCAGGGGCUUGCCACGCUGGUAAAGCGGAUAAGGCCUGAUCCGGUGGGGUUUGCACAGCUGGCGGUGUGCGGGGACGGGUGA